GGUCACACAAGGGCGGAACUAGUUUAUUUCAGAGUUGAUCAUUUACUGUCUAUGUUUGCAAGCCAGUGCUGACUGGAAGCUCACAGGAGCCCGUACGUCUUUAAUAUGGACGGUAUCAUUUUGUUUUUUAUACUUUUGCUUCCACUAGCUGAAUCAAAAGGCUCUCAUUCUUUGUGGGUGCUUGCAACGUACAUUAAAGGACAAACGCCAUUUCCUGAAUUUAGCUAUGUAGGGAUGCUGGAUGAUGUCAUAAUUAUGUAUUAUAAUGGUGAGACGAAAACACUCCAUCCAAGAGGAAAUACAACAGCUGAAGACGAUGUGUUUGAUUCAGAUGAUCUCCUCACAAUAAGUGACUACAUGCAGUCAUCUUUUAUUAACAAAUGGGCAGUCGCAACAACAAAUGUAAACAAAAAUGAAGGUAAUAUUCCCCUUCAGAGACUAGUCGUGUGUGAGCUGAGGGACAAUGGUGAACCGGGACGAAUGAUCACACGGGAUGCUGUCGGAGGAUCCACCACUGAUGAGCUGCUAUAUGUUGACAAGAAUUUUACAUAUCAGGGAACUUUAAAUGUCUCAGCUCCAGUGCUGAAUAUGCAUCUUCAAUUCAGCAUGAGACGUCAUGAAGUUUUAUACCAACCAUUCUGCAUCAAAACACUCAAGGGUUACCUUAAAAAAAGGAGGACUCAAAUCAAUAGAAAAGUGAAACCCAAGGUCAGGCUCCUCCAGAGAGAACUGUCUUCUGGGUUUCGUGUGAGUUGUUUGGCAUCAGGAUUUUACCCUCGUCACAUCAACCUGACCCUGUUCAGAGAUGGACAGCCUGUAUCUGAUCGUGAGAUCACUGGAGGAGAUCUGCUGCCCAAUGCUGACGGGACGUACCAGAUGAGGAAGAGUCUGGAGAUCAGUGCUGCAGACGAACACAAAUACACCUGCUCUGUCACACACCUCACUCUGGACAUCACUUUGGAGUUUGAUCACACGAAACCAUUUAAAUCAGUGAUUGCUUCAGUUCUGACGGUUUUGGCUCUGAUGUUGGUAAUUGGAGCUGCAGUUGCAUGGAGAAGACGACAUGCAGAUUCAAUUAAAAAUGGAUAUUCUACUACUGCUAAAGAAAAAUGCACGGAUACAAAUUCUGAAUUGAUGUGAAUCCCAGGACACAAAGUGACAAUAUGUAAAUGUAUUUGACCUACACAAUUUCCACUAUAGGGGCUGCUGUGUGUGUGCACAUGGAUGGGCUAAAUGCAGAGCACCUAUACAGAGUAUGGGUUACCAUACUUUGCAAAUGUCACGACUUUCACUUUAUAAUUCACAGUUUGAGCCCUUAGGAGGCUCAAGAUAACAAUUCUAUUUCUGUGUCAGCCACUGUCAUACAACUGUUUGAUUGUUACAUUGUCAUACCUUUCAAUUCCUUGACCUAAAAGAGAAUUGUAAAUAUCUACCUAUUUCAUGUUUGUAUUGGAAUAUAAAAAGUGUUAUAUUUACAUUUAUAUUUACAUUUUCGUUACAUUUUACAAGUGUUAUGCUUCUAUUGUUUGUAGUGAGUUUAUUUUUUGGUUAUUUAGACUGAACUACAGCUAUGUAAUCUGUCUGAACAAUGUAUGUAGUGACAUCUGGUGUAAUGAGCAUUUGCAUUACCCAGUUAAAAGACCCAGAAUAAACCUUUUGUUCACAAUCCUGGAAAAUAAA
Molecule: messenger RNA, 1680 nt
Organism: Carassius gibelio (silver crucian carp)
Lineage: Eukaryota; Metazoa; Chordata; Actinopteri; Cypriniformes; Cyprinidae
Product: major histocompatibility complex class I-related gene protein
Exons: 7
Coding region: 106-1140 (344 amino acids)
Biological process (GO): immune response
Cellular component (GO): external side of plasma membrane
Source: RefSeq, a predicted model, not a curated record